Quercus lobata is the source of this 2878-nucleotide messenger RNA. RefSeq names its product Auxin efflux carrier family protein (gene PIN4). Gene Ontology annotation, molecular function: auxin efflux transmembrane transporter activity. NCBI's taxonomy places the organism in Eukaryota, Viridiplantae, Streptophyta, Magnoliopsida, Fagales, Fagaceae. Gene Ontology annotation, biological process: auxin export across the plasma membrane; auxin polar transport. Bases 289 to 2256 code for a protein of 655 amino acids. The transcript has 6 exons. Gene Ontology annotation, cellular component: endoplasmic reticulum; plasma membrane. The record is from RefSeq and is a predicted model, not a curated record.
AUACAUUCUCUCAAAGUUACACUCCUCGUAAUAUAUAAUAUCUGUGUGUGUGUAGAGAGAUUUUCAGUUUUCACAAAACAAGCAAGCAAUACUGCAGAAAGCUGCAGAGCUGAGCGUACAACUAAGAACUAUCUAUAGAAAGGGAGUCAGUUACUACUAACGGUUUUUUCCCCUUUCUUCCCAUUUUGCCCUUCCACUCUUCUCAAAUUCACACCUCCAAUGCCACUCACCUUCAAACACUAGAUCUGCAAACAACAAAUCCAAACAAAAAGCAAAAAAGCUUUAAAGAUGAUCACCUGGAAAGACUUGUACACAGUUUUAACGGCUGUGAUUCCACUCUACGUAGCGAUGAUCUUAGCCUACGGCUCCGUCCGGUGGUGGAAGAUUUUCUCGCCGGACCAGUGCUCCGGAAUCAACCGCUUCGUCGCCAUCUUCGCCGUACCUCUCCUCUCUUUCCACUUCAUCUCCACCAACGACCCGUACUCCAUGAAUUUCCGGUUCAUCGCCGCCGAUACGCUUCAGAAAAUCAUCAUGCUCGUCGUUUUGACCUUUUGGACCAACUUCACCAAGAACGGUAGCUUGGAGUGGAUGAUAACGAUUUUCUCACUUUCCACGUUGCCAAACACCUUGGUUAUGGGAAUUCCAUUGCUCAUAGCUAUGUACGGUAAAGACUCUGGUUCUCUCAUGGUUCAGGUCGUGGUUUUGCAGUGUAUCAUUUGGUACACUCUGCUUCUCUUUUUGUUCGAGUACCGCGGCGCAAAGAUGCUCAUCAUGGAGCAGUUUCCCGAAACGGCAGCUUCGAUCGUGUCGUUCAAAGUCGACUCCGACGUCAUGUCGUUGGACGGCCGUGAUUUCCUCGAGACCGACGCCGAAAUCGGCGACGACGGGAAGCUCCACGUCACGGUGAGGAAAUCGAACGCGUCGAGACGAUCGCUCGGUCCGUGUUCGCUUCCGGCAUUGACGCCUCGACCGUCGAAUCUCACCGGCGCCGAGAUUUACAGCCUGAGUUCGUCUCGGAAUCCGACGCCGCGAGGCUCCAACUUCAACAACUCCGAUUUCUACUCCAUGAUGGGAUGCCAAGGCUUCCCGCCGGGGCCGAGGCAUUCGAGUUUCGGUCCCGCCGACGUGUAUUCCGUACAGUCCUCACGAGGUCCGACUCCGAGAACUUCGAACUUCGAAGAGAAUUGUACUCCAACAGGGGCUCAGACCGUUCCUUCUCCGAGAUUUGGAUUUUAUCCAGCUCAACCCGUAACGGCGUCGUAUCCAGCUCCUAACCCUGAGUUCUCAUCAACUAUUACUAAAAACACCAAAAUUCAGCAGCAAGCUCCACCACAAGGUCCGAAUAACGGUACUGCUAACACCAAGGCGAGUCAUGAUGCCAAGGAGCUCCACAUGUUCGUGUGGAGCUCCAGCACGUCUCCGGUUUCCGAAGGCGGUGGGCUCCACGUGUUCGGUGGGACCGACUUCGGAGCCUCGGAGCAAUCUGGACGGUCCGAUCAAGGCGCCAAGGAGAUCCGCAUGUUGGUUGCUGCUGAUCAUCCGCACAAUGCGGAAAGCAACAAAGGGAUUGGGGAAAGUGAGGGGGGAUUGGGUGCGGAGGAAUUCACGUUUGCAGGGAGGGAAGAGGAAGAAGAGGAAGAGAGAGAAAAAGAGGGUCCCAUUGGACUCAACAAGUUUGGGUCCAGUUCAACAGCUGAGCUUCACCCGAAAUCUGUUGCAGGAGCUCCAGAGACCAUUACCGGAAAACAAAUGCCUCCAGCUAGCGUUAUGACUCGUCUCAUAUUAAUCAUGGUGUGGCGUAAACUUAUCCGCAACCCCAACACCUAUUCCAGUCUCAUUGGUCUUGUCUGGUCACUUGUCGCUUAUCGGUGGAAUGUGGUUAUGCCAAAAAUAAUAGAGAAGUCAAUCUCCAUACUAUCCGAUGCUGGGCUUGGAAUGGCUAUGUUUAGCUUAGGUCUGUUUAUGGCUCUUCAACCCAAGAUAAUAGCUUGUGGGAAUUCGGUUGCUUCUUUUGCUAUGGCAGUAAGAUUUCUCACCGGCCCCGCGGUAAUGGCCGCGGCUUCCAUUGCCGUUGGCUUGCGCGGUAGGCUGCUACACAUAGCAAUUGUUCAGGCUGCACUUCCACAAGGAAUUGUUCCCUUUGUGUUUGCUAAAGAAUACAAUGUUCAUCCAGCCAUUCUUAGCACUGCGGUUAUCUUUGGGAUGUUGAUAGCAUUACCUAUUACUCUUGUCUACUACAUUGUUCUUGGUUUGUGAAGUUUACACUUUACAGUAGUAGCAAAAAUAGGAGGAGUUUUAGAAGAGAAUUCUAGAUGUGAUUAUGUCUUUACAUGUGAGCAUUGGCCACACCGGAAUAUGUUGUUGUUGCAUGAGGAUUUUCUGGCAGAAAUCAAUGGUAGGGCAAAGAGUACGCUAAGUUCCAAACUUUGGAUCAAAGAUAAGAUAUAUCUGACUCUGGUGGAAGCCUUGAUCUGAGGGUCACUGCCCCCAUUAACACCUGAAGUUUCAUCUAGUUUCCAAAAGUUUGAGAAGAACAAGGAAUGCCCGUCUAGCCAAAUGGGAACAAUAGCGAGAAAAUCCCGGAAAGAAAGUUGUAAUCCCCAAAAAAAAAUAUUUGAAAAACAAGAAGGUGGUCAAUUAUAUCUGAUUCUCUCCCAUUCAGUUGUGCGUGUAAAGUUGGAUUUCAAAAAUCCCCUCUACCACAUAAAAAGUGUCAAAGUUGAUUACUGAAUUGAGGAGAAAGAAUAGGAGGGAAUAAUUUUCUUUUUAAUUUUUUUAUUAGUUUUGUUGUUAGUGUUGGUUUUGAUUGUCCGUGGAUCCGGCAAUUAUUUGAUUUUGUCGUUUCUUUCUUGGUUUGUAAUUUAGUUUAGGAAUUUUA